ACGACGAAGAAUGUCAAAGUGAUGGCUUUCAUAACAAACGAUCAUCAGUAAGUCGCGAAGGUCGUUCUUCAUUAACAUACCUCGGUCCGUUUGAUUUCAAAAGCAAAGAGAUGCUGAAGAUGCAAGAACAUCCGUCGACAUUGGACGACAGUAAAGCGAGCCAGGGUAGUAGCAUGCCAUCGCGAAGACAAGGAGGAGCAUCAUCGUCAUCAACAACAACACCAUCAACAGCAGCAGUAGAGAAUCGUAUCAGUAUAGAGGAGCGUCGCGACGCCGCCGAUCCGAAGCGAGACGCCGUCAUCGCCGUCCUUGCCGACAAUAAUAAUAGUUCUAACGGAGAGUUGCCCGAGUGCAAAGUGAGACGCAACUACACGUGCACCAGUUGCAACGACUUCUUCACGCAGAACCCGCGUCUUUACUUGUAUCAUCUGCGCGAUGUGCACCGCAUCAAACUGAGAGUGUACGAGUGUCCGAGCUGUUUGUACGCCUCGAAACAUUUCCAGAAACUCCUGCGGCACUCGAAGAUGGUGCACGGCACCAGCGAGGGUGUCACUCCUGCCGAAACGUCCGCGCCGCGUAAACCUGAAGAAGACCCUUGCACCUACGAGGACCACGACGAGAUGCUCCUCGUGGAAGAGCAAGAGGAGCAGUCAGUGUUCAAGUGUUCGGUGUGCACGUUCAGCAGCCGUAGUCGCGUCCUACUGAACCGGCACGAGCGGGAGGAGCACAUCAAAACGAAAUUCUUCAGAUGCUCCAAGUGCACCUACGUGACCCACAUCAAGGCCCGCUACACGAAACACGUGAAGUACCACUCGAUGCCGAUGAUCAAGUGCGACAUGUGCGAUUUCCGCACGCCGUACAAAUGGAACCUGGACAGGCACUGUAAGAACCAUAACGGGAGGGGUGCGUUCCGGUGUUCCGCGUGCAAUUUCACCGCGGACAUUAAACAGAGUUUGACGGUGCACGAGAUGAAUCAUCACGUGCCCCCGGUGGGUCAGGCGGCCGGUUUGGGAGUGGGGAGGAGGAGGAACAAAGUGGGCGCGAGUGAUAGUACCGCCGCCGAGGAGGAGGUUGGGGAGGAGGAGGAGGAGGAGGAGGAGGGGGAGGAGGUGCUGGUUCCGGUUUCCGGUGAGAGGGAACACGAUGGUUCUGUGAAGGUUGGCAGAGGAGAAAAACCACCGAGUGACGAGGACCGAGGACCCUUAAAAGAAGACACGGCGGUGUUCGUAAAGUCCAAACCGAAAAUCAAAAUCACCCCCAGGAAAACGAAAGCGACCCCAUUGACCAGCGGAUCAGCCUCAAAACAGUCCUCAUCAGACUUUAUCCAUCCGGACGACAUCGUUCAGCACUCUAAUGGAAGAGUCUACAUCAAAACCAAAUGUAAACUGUGCAACUUCAAGACCCCUUGGGACACCGAGAUGGCCAAACACGAGAAACUCUUUCACAACCUGAACAGGGACGUUCUGACUAACAAAAAACCCUCCAGACCCAUCCCCAACUUGAUCCCCAUCAAGCAACAACCCUCAUCCUCCUCACCCUCUAAGGAAUCAUCGCCUAUAAUGAGCGACAAGGACAUUAGUGAUAUUUGCAGCCGGUCUGCCAAUAGUGCCCUGAAAGAUUUCGCCUCGCUGUUCGGUUCUGAGGACGUGUUCAAAACCCCCACGACCUCCAAAGUACCUGAUCUCAUUCCCACGUCGUUUUUCAAUAAGCCAACUAUUAAUUUUAAAGAGAAGAAUGCCUCGUUCUUCGAUCGUCUUAAGGAAAGACUGGAGUUGGGGUCAGCUAGUAACCUCACGUGUAAGUUGUGCGGUUAUGAGAGUAAGUGCCUCACGGAACAGGCGAAGCAUCAAAAGAGGUGCGGGAAAAAGGAGACCGAUAAAGUUCCUAAGAUAAUUCCGGUGCAUAAUAUUAGUGCGUCCAGGUGUCAAUAUUGUAGGCAACGUUGUAAGUCUUCGGCGGAUUUGUAUGUACAUUUGCAGGGAUGCGCGCAGGCUUUGAGGGCGCAUAGCGAGUUCAUGGAUAGUCGUAGGAAAUGUACCAAUUUGGAUGAGGACGACACCUCAUCGGAACACGAAAACGAACUGAAAAUAGACGAAGACCGCAACAGUACCGAAGAGGAACCAACCGAAACCAAACCGCACCCGAUGGAAAACAAAGUCUUCGUCUGGAAUGACAUCCUGGUACCAAUGGACAUCGACGUAGACGACUCCAACUACGAAUACCAAGAGGACAAAAUCGAGGAUAACGGCUCCCUGGACCUCUCCAUACGCACCCAAUCCCCCGUGACAAGCGAGAACAGCUUCAUCCAAGAGAACAACAACACCUUAAGCACCACCAACAACAACAUCCCGACGACACCGGUACGACAAUCCCCCAUAUCCGUACCAACAGAAAAAAUCCCUACACACGGCAACGACAUCUCGGUGGCGCAACACAAGCGGGUCUUCAAAUGUCCCCAUUGCACCUUCUGGGCCUCCACGGCCUCCAGAUUCCACGUCCAUAUCGUCGGACAUUUAAACAAGAAACCGUUCGAGUGCUCCUUGUGCUCGUACAGGUCCAACUGGCGAUGGGACAUCACCAAACAUAUCAAGUUAAAAUCGGUGAGGGACCAGGCACACGAAAACGCUAAGGUGCUCAUGACCGACGAAACCGGCCGAAGGAACUACACCAAAUACAAUAAGUAUCUCACCGAGAUACCGUUGAGCAGUUUACAGAAUAACGAGACUAGCGGCGGGUCGGGUACUAGACCAAGGAACCACGACAGGAACAGCUCGCCCUCCACUAGCAAGGAGAAACAACAGAAGGCGCCUACCAGUGGGGACUUUAAUUCGCUCUUGAAGCUGAGUAGCAGCAACAUCAGGGCCAGUCCAGCUCUGAAAGUUGCUGAGAAGCAGCUGAUGGCCAACGUCACUCAGGAGAAGAAGAGAUCCAGUUCGGACGGCAAGAGGACCUUGUUCAAGUGCAAGAAGUGUAACUUCAGAGACGCAUCCAGAGACAUCCUGCUUCAACACGUGAGAGGUCACUACGAGCAACAACCGUCACCGACGGACCUGCUGCUCGACCAGCAGCACCAGGAGCAACUGUUCCAGCAGGCGGUGGCGGCGGCGCAGGCCCACCAAGCGGCCGCCCUCGGUACUGCCGCCUCACCACUCGCUCUGGUCACUAGCACGGGCUCGGGCGGUGCGAGUAGCGCGCUCGCCUCGCUGUUCGCCACGCAUCAGGAUUUAAGUUUACGGGGUACGAGUAGUCCUCAUGAUGAUCAUGAUAGAGAUGAUGAUGAUGAUGACGAGGCAAGUGUAAAUAACCAAAACGGCUCAUCAACAGCUACAACCGCGGCGUCGAGGGGCGGAGGGGGCUCGUCCGGUAGUACUAACGCCAACGUCCCCCCUUUCCGUUGCGGUCAUUGUAAUCAGGUCUCUAACUGGAAGCAUGUCAUUCAGCGUCACUGCAGAUUGAAACACAGCGGCGAUAUAAGAGUGGUCAGCACUAAGAACGGCCAAGAAAAAAUCGAAAUCGAGGAGCAACUGUUGGACGACCUGGACGACUUGGAUCCCUCCUCACAAUCUGGAGUGUACAAAUGCAGCGUUUGUCCCUACACCACCGACACGAACGCGGACUUCCAAGGACACUUCGAGGGACAUUUGCCCCAAAACACUGCCGCGUUCAAGUGUAUGUAUUGCAACUAUCGCGUGAACGCCGAGAAGGACUUUAUCGAACAUUUAAAGUUGCACGAGACGACCUCUAGUGACCCGGAAGGGAAAAAGUUCAAAUGCUCCCUCUGUCCUUACGUGACCAAUUCGAAAUCCCAGUACACUUAUCACAAACAGUUUCAUAAAUAUCGGGGCGGUCAGUACGUUUGCGAUCAUUGCAAUUAUAACGUUAGCAAGCGACAUUUGUUGCAUCAACAUAUGAAGGUGCACGGAAUCAAUAUGAAGAAUAAUAGUCAAGCGGCUGGUGGUGAUUCUGGGGAGGAAGUUUCUGAUUCUACUGAUAUUCCUUUGGUGUGGGUGUCGAAGAAUAAUCAGUUUUCGAAAAUGUUUAAGUGCCGGUUCUGUCCUCACGUGAACUCUCGUAAGGUCAACAUUCAGGAGCACGAAAAGAUGCAUGGCGCCCGCGAAAAGUCUCCUAAAGUAAAUGAGCAGGAGCACAAGUGCACCGAGUGCAAUUACGUGUGUAAUAAUGCGGGGGUGCUCUCUUCACAUAUAAAAGUACACCAGGGGGUGUACGGAGUGGUGCAUUGCCCAGUGGACACCACCAAGCCUGACGAAGAACAACUGAAAGAACUGCUAGGUAACAACGAGUUUGAUACCUCCGAGUUUUUAGAAGUUGAAAUGGAAGAGGUGGACACUGAGAAGUUUUUGCACUUUUGCCAAGAAUGUCCAGCAAGAUUCUUAAAAGAAAACGAGCUCGCUAUACACAAAGAUUUCCAUAAUAACCUAGACAACCAGUUUAAAUGCGAGCACUGCACUUACGCCACUAACGUGGACGACUACUUAAAAUCCCACUCCAAAGUGCACACCACAGACUACCAAGAAAGAACCAAUGUGCUUAAAAGCUUUCACACGGUAAGCUCCGAACAUGCUGAAGCUCCCUUAAAAGAAGCCACAGGACCCGAAGGGGACGUAAUAUGGAAAACCGAACCAGUCAAGAGCAAACUGGAACAAAAAAACAACAUUCUGGCAUCGUUCCUUAGUAAACCCUUGAAAUCCGCUUUAACAGUCCCUCUGUCUGGAACCGACUUGUUUCAGCAACUUCAUGAAGCCCAACAGAGGCAAUCAGCAACCGAGGAAACCCAAACAAAAAGGAGUAAAGCUUCUGAAGAACAUUUCGGCACCCAAAUGCACGGCAAUCCAGACUUCAUCUAUCAAACGUACAUAAAAAACGGCAGAGCCAAAGAGAAACGUUACAAGUGCCAUAAAUGCCCCAGCGCAUUCGAGAAACGUGAGCAGUACAAAAUCCAUUUGGGUCUCCACGGAUCUAACCAGCGAUACAACUGUGCUGCAUGCGACUAUUCGGUGAAGUACUAUGCGAACUUUGUGCAACAUUUGAAGAAACACAAGUUCAGUGAUGACGCUCAUGCAGCCAAAAAGGAAGAAGACUCUGAAGAGAACCUGGAUGAUGACGAAGACGAGGAAGAAGAAGCAGAAGAAGAUUCUUGCACGGAUUUAGUGAAAAUUAGCGCAGAGGAGCAGCAAAUGUCUGAGAUUCUGCAUCAGAGGACUCCGGUGCCCAGUGAGGAGAAAAAACUGCAUUGGUGCCAAUAUUGUCCUUACGUGAACACACGUAGGGAUGCCCUAGAAAAUCACCAAAAGAAACACAAAAGUGUCUCCGGGGUUGUUCAUACUUAUGCGUGCGAUCACUGUGAUUUUUCAGUGCCACAGGUUCACUUUCUACGUGACCAUACGAAACUUCAUUUUAUACCAAAUAAGGUUAAUCAUGUGAACGGUUACAUGUUAUGUGAUAAUUUAAGGUUGGAGGCCAGUAACGGUGAACGGGAUAAUGAGGUUUUAUUGGAUAACGAUGAUGAGGGGGAAAAGUUUAAUAAUAAUAAGGGUGAAGUAGCUACUAAUAGUGUAGAAAAUACCAAUAACCUUCAAAUGGAAGUAAAUUAGUCAAACUUCUAGUGAUCAUGUAAAUGUAGUAAAUUAGACGAUACAAUAAUGCCUUUUAGUCAUAGAAUAGUAUUUUUACAAAAAACAAGAAGAGAAAAGUAUUUUCACACGUCGUUAAUGCUAUAUAUUAUGCAAAUAUAUUAUAUUAUGUUAGUUAUUUUCUAGUAUUACUUAACAGUUUAUGUAAAUAUGUUAUAUUAAUUAUUUUCAGAGUAUUAAAUGUUUAGUUCAGAUGGGGUUUAAUGCCAAAGCAUUCAAUGCCAAAAUUUGCCAUAUAUGAUAAAUAUUUGUUGUCUAUUGUUUAAUGAGAAUAAAAUAAAUCAGUUGAUGGAA
Anthonomus grandis grandis is the source of this 5945-nucleotide messenger RNA. Its product is annotated as zinc finger protein 236-like. Gene Ontology annotation, cellular component: nucleus. The transcript has 6 exons. The record is from RefSeq and is a predicted model, not a curated record. Gene Ontology annotation, biological process: regulation of gene expression. The coding region runs from base 111 to 5612 and encodes 1833 amino acids. Lineage: Eukaryota; Metazoa; Arthropoda; Insecta; Coleoptera; Curculionidae.